Parasteatoda tepidariorum (common house spider) is the source of this 1995-nucleotide messenger RNA. RefSeq names its product putative inorganic phosphate cotransporter. Lineage: Eukaryota; Metazoa; Arthropoda; Arachnida; Araneae; Theridiidae. Gene Ontology annotation, cellular component: membrane. The record is from RefSeq and is a predicted model, not a curated record. Gene Ontology annotation, molecular function: transmembrane transporter activity. Gene Ontology annotation, biological process: monoatomic anion transport; transmembrane transport.
UGUGAGGGAGAAAAAAAGAUUAUACAUGUCUUGUGUCAGCUGAAAAGAUAUUUUUAUCUGAGAUUAGUUUUACCUAUAUAUACUCUAAAACGAAGUUAUUUGCAUUUUAUAUCAGUCAUCAGUUUUCGAAUAGAUGAGUCAGGAUAAUAAAUGAAAACUGUAUCAUCAUUUCUGAUGAGAAUUUUUAGUUACUCACGUCUAAAUUGCAGUCAGAAAAAAUUUCUUCGAGAAAUUUAAAGAAAAGUAACAACUUCAACCGGUUAAGAAAUAAUCGUGGAGCCUAAAAACAAAAGGAAAGUAGCAAAAGCUGCAGAAGUAACUAAUUAGUUUAAGAAAUGUAUCAAAGUUUAUGCAUUUUUAAAAGUGAAUAUUAACAUUGAAAAUGAGGAAAUGGCUGUCUUCAUAUUCAGUUCAUGGACUUUUACAAAGAAGAUACGUAGUUACUCUACUGGGCUUCCUAUGUUCUAUAGUCACUCAAUCUCAGAGAUUGAAUAUUGCCCUUGCUAUGGUUGUUAUGGCGAAUUCCACCAAUGUAGAACCCAAAGUUUUUAGAAGAAAUUACACUGAAUGUCCAAUAACAACAGAAGAAAAAGAGUAUACUAAACUUCAUCAGUCAGAAUUUUCUUGGGAUCCAGAACUGCAAGGCUACAUUUUGAGUGCAGGAUACUUGGGUUACAUUUUAACUCAGAUACCGGGAGGAAUUCUUGCUGGAAAGUACGGUUCGAAAAUUCUUAUUGUGGGGAGUGUUUUAUUCUCAUCUAUAUGCAAUUUGCUUUCUCCAAUUGCUGCAAGACAACAUCCUUAUGUUUUUUUAGCUGUGCAAGUAAUUCGAGGAAUGAGCCAGGGUCCAAUUAUGCCAGCUAUGUCUCUUUUAAUGGCUCGAUGGUUUCCUAAAUGUGAGAGAGGUUUUCUCUCCGCAUUUAUUUACUGUGGUUUUCCUAUCGGAGCUUUCAUCUGUUCCAUACUGUCAGGCCCAAUAUGCGAAAUAGAGUUUGACAAUGGUUGGCCAUUUAUCUUUUAUAUUUUUGGGCUCUUAGGUGUUUUAGUAUCACUGCUUGUAGCAAUAUAUUAUGUAGAAACUCCUUCUCAAGAUACAAAAAUAUCAGAGAAAGAACUGCAAUAUAUAACAGAAAGUUGCACUAAUUCAUCAGAAACACCCCCUCCAACUCCCUGGUGUGCUAUUAUAUCAUCAAUUCCAACAUAUUCAUUAAUUAUUGCUUUGUUUGGACAAUACUGGAUGGCUUUUUACUUUUUGGCUGAUCAUCCUACUUAUAUGGGAACAAUUCUUCAUAUACCUAUCAAACAGAAUGGUAUUUUGUCGUCGUUUCCUCAUCUGGCGCAAUCCCUCGCUGGUUUCUUGGCCUGUUGCAUGUCUUUCUGGUUGAUUCAAAACGAUACAUCGAAAGUCAAUUUAGUUAGAAAAGGAUGCAAUAGCAUAAGUUGUUUCGGAUUUGCUUUAGGAAUGAUGGGUAUCUAUUUUUCUGGUUGUGACAAUACAUGGAAUGAAAUAUGUCUAUUCAUAGCUACUGCAGCCGUUGGAUUUGGCUUUCCUGGAAGCUUAAUUGUUUCUGUUGAUAUGUCCCCAACAUUUUGUGGUGUAGUGAUGGGUAUAACGAGUACUUUGGGCAGUUCAGCUGGAAUAGUUGUACCUGUUUUGGUUGGGGAGCUUACCAAAGAAAAGCAAAUCCUCGCACAGUGGGACAAAAUGUUCAUUAUCACAGCUGCUAUUGCGGCAGUCAGCGGAAUUGUCUUCCAUGUCUUUGGCUCCACAGAUACACAGCCUUAUGACCCAAGCUUCUCAAAAGAUGUUAAUAGUGAGAAAGUAUCGAAGCAAGAUGACUGCAAUAAAAACCAGAACUCUACCAAGCUUUGAUAAAUGGGAUCAGAGAAUUGCCAUAACGAAUCAUUUGAUCAUAGAAUUCGAGUAUUUGAUCUAAACAUAUCCAUUAAUCAAGUUGUGAUACAUCUAGAAUAAAAAUUUAUUUUAAAAAAAAA